Lineus longissimus is the source of this 1372-nucleotide messenger RNA. Its product is annotated as 6-phosphogluconolactonase-like. Gene Ontology annotation, molecular function: 6-phosphogluconolactonase activity. The transcript is spliced from 5 exons. Gene Ontology annotation, biological process: carbohydrate metabolic process; pentose-phosphate shunt. The record is from RefSeq and is a predicted model, not a curated record. The coding region runs from base 1 to 729 and encodes 242 amino acids. NCBI's taxonomy places the organism in Eukaryota, Metazoa, Nemertea, Pilidiophora, Heteronemertea, Lineidae.
AUGGCUGCCACUAAAAUACACAUUCACGAAAAUGACAAAACUGUUUCAGAUUUUUUGUGCAAAUUUGUUGUGCAGAAAGCAAAUCAAGCUAUUCAGCUGAGCGGGACCUUUUCUGUAGGUCUCUCAGGUGGCAGCCUUGCCAAGUUCCUUUGUGAAGGACUCCCAUCUUUAGAGACAGACUGGUCCAAGUGGAGAGUUUUCUUCUGCGAUGAGCGACAUGUGUCGUUCGAGGAUACAGACUGCACUUACAAAUACUACAAAGAUAACCUUUUUGGAAAGGUCCCCUUGUCUGAUGAGCACAUCUACAAAAUAAAUCCUGGUGUAACAGUUGAAAAAGCAGCUGAGGAUUAUCUUGCCAAGAUUCGCCAAGUCUUCCCUGGAAAAGAUGUGCCAAGGUUCGAUAUGCUGUUACUUGGAAUGGGACCAGAUGGACACACAUGCUCAUUGUUUCCGGGUCAUCCUUUAUUAAAGGAAACUAAAGUACUCAUCGCUCCAAUCAGUGAUUCCCCCAAGCCUCCACCCAAGCGCAUCACAAUGACAUUUCCUGUUGUGAACAAUGCUGCCUGCUGUGUGUUUGCCUCAUGUGGAGGUGGCAAAGCAGAGAUGAUUCAGAGAGUCCUAGAAGGCAAGGAAGCCGUCCCUCUCCCAGCUGCCCGAGUACGACCUAAGAACGGUGAACUGCAUUGGUUUCUCGAUGUCCCUGCUGCAAGCCUCUUACAAAAGAAAUGACAUUCACUUUCAUGUACUUGAGAUGAUGAUCAUAAAUCUGUAAGGACAGUGACAAUUUAGGAUAGAACUCCUUGUGUGUUUGUCAGGGAGUUAACAGUGAGAGUAUUUCCGAUUGUGUUUCUGUAUUUUCCUUCUGUGGGGUAAGAGACGCUUUCGAGCUUAUUUGGAUUUCCUAUACUCAUGCUGCAAUGCUCUCAUCAUUCAGGGAAAAUCUGAGACAGAAUGAAUCAGAGUGCAUUGCACUCAAUGUUCAAAGAAAUCUGGUGCCGGAUUUAAAGAGCUCUAUACGCACAAGGCAGGAUAGGAUGUUCAUUACCGCAUAUCUAAGCUAUGUUCUUCAGUUUCGGGGAAUCCACAGUAUAAUAACUAAGACUGGUAUCUAAGAAUCAUGUACAUGUAUACAACUCCCAGUAAGCCUACAUGUAUAGUUUGCCUGAGGUUGUCUCUGCUAACAUAUCUUGCAGUUUAGCCAUGUGUUGCACACUCAUUUGUUUCAAUAAAAACUUAAUUCUAGUUACUUGUUUUGGUAGACGCUGCCUGAUCGCAAUGGAUAAGAACUGGUAGUUCCGAGGGUAUUUUGAGUCUACAUGUAUCAUGUAAUGGCUUAUGGUAUUUAUUCCAAAUAAAUGUGCUAUUUACAACU